UUUGCAGCUCUGAUACUCUAGAGAGCAAGAAGCUCCAGCUUACAUGUGUACAGAGCUUUGUUUAUAUUGGUUACUCAAUGUAUAAUUUUAAAAAUAUCUGAUGAUCUUAUACUAUUGAAACAGCAGAGAAUAGAGAGGAUAGUCAAUGCUAAGGUUUCUGUGAAUCGGCAGUGCCCCGGAAAGUGUUUCCUUUCUUGAAACUCCAGGGAAGUCUUGGAACACAAAGAACUUCAAGAGGGAGCCUAGCCAAACAGAGAUUUUUGAACUUUGGUAGGCUUGCUGAAGACUUUUAGCACAAACACAUAUCAAAGUGUGUGUGUUUUAAAAGCAUCAUUUUCAUAACUAAGAAAUAUCAAGAUUUAAAUCAUAAAUACUUUAGAAUACUCAGAAGAGCAACAUGGGAGAAACUGAGAAAAUUGAAACCCAUAGAACGAGAUGUAUUUCCAAGUUUAAGAUAUUUCUGCUAGCAAUAAUACUUGCAUUUGUAUCCAAAACACUGUCUGGAUCUUAUAUAAAUUCUAUGCUCACACAAAUAGAAAGACAGUUCAACAUCCCGACAUCACUAGUUGGAUUGAUUAGUGGGAGCUUUGAGAUUGGAAACCUUUUUUUGAUUAUAUUUGUGAGUUAUUUUGGAACCAAGUUGCAUAGACCUAUAAUGAUUGGUGUUGGAUGUGUGGUUAUGGGCAUAGGGUGUUUCUUACAAUCUCUACCUCAUUUCCUCAUGGACCGAUAUGAAUAUGAAUCUAUCAUUUUGGGCAAUUCAUCCUCAAACGGUUUCUUGUGUAAGGAAAAUGAAACCCAGAUUUUCAGACCAACAGAAGAUCCAUCAGACUAUGUGAAGAAAGUUAAGUCAUUAAUGUGGGUGUAUGUACUAGUAGGAAAUAUAAUACGUGGAAUUGGUGAAACUCCCAUCAUGCCUUUGGGUAUUUCCUACAUAGAAGAUUUUGCUAAAUCUGAAAAUUCUCCUUUAUAUAUUGGGUUUGUAGAAACAGGAGCUAUCAUUGGUCCUUUGUUUGGACUUCUGUUAGCAUCAUUCUGUGCAAAUGUUUAUGUUGACAUUGGAUUUGUAAACACAGAUGAUCUGACCAUAACUCCCACUGAUAUUCGUUGGGUUGGUGCAUGGUGGUUUGGCCUUUUGAUAUGUGCAGGAGUGAAUGUGCUCACUGCCAUUCCUUUUUUCUUUUUGCCCAAAACACUUACAAAGGAAGGACAAAAGGAUAAUGCCGACAUUAAAAAUGACAAAGAAGAGAAACAAAUAGAAGAGGUCAAGAAGAAAAAUGAUGGAAUCAUUAAAGAUUUUUUACCGUUCAUGAAAAGUCUUUUUUCCAACCGAGUUUACAUGCUUUUCAUACUAGUAAGUGUGAUACAAUUUAAUGCAUUUGUUAAUAUGCUACUCUUCAUGCCUAAAUAUCUGGAACAGCAAUAUGGAAAAUCAACUUCAGACGCAGUCUUUCUAAUUGGUGUUUACAACUUACCUCCCAUAUGCAUUGGAUAUAUAGUUGGUGGUUUAAUUAUGCAGAAGUUCAAGAUUACUGUCAAACAAGCUGCCCACAUAGGAUUUUGGUUAUCUUUAAUUGAAUUUCUUAUAUAUUUUUUGCGUUUUCUUAUGAUCUGUGAUAAUUCUUCAGUGGCUGGCAUAACAACUUCUUAUGAAGGAACAGCACAAGAUUUAUAUGCUGGAAAUGCUAUCCUCGCUGACUGCAACAUGGAUUGUAACUGUCCAACUAAAAUAUGGGACCCAGUGUGUGGAAGCAAUAGUUUGUCAUAUAUGUCAGCUUGCCUUGCUGGUUGUGAGACAUUCGUUGGAACAGGAAUAAACAUGGUAUUCCAAAAUUGUAGCUGUAUUCAAACAUCAGGAAAUUCAUCUGCAGUUCUUGGGCUGUGUGGCAAAGGACAGGACUGUUCCAUGAUGCUCCAGUACUUUUUAAUCUUGUCGGUGAUCAGCAGUUUCAUUUAUUCUUUAUCUGCCAUACCUGGAUAUAUGGUUCUCCUGAGGUGUAUCAAGCCUGAAGAGAAGUCUCUUGGUAUAGGAUUACAUGCAUUUUCCACAAGAGCAUUUGCUGGAAUUCCUGCACCUAUAUAUUUUGGUGCUUUAAUGGACUCCACAUGUUUAUACUGGGCAACUUUGAAAUCUGGUGAGUCAGGGGCAUGCAGGAUAUAUGAUUCCACCAACUUCAGAUACAUCUACCUUGGACUGCCAAUAGCCCUAAGAGGAUUAGGCUUUAUCCCAGCUCUUUUUAUCCUAAUUAUUUUGAGGAAAUAUCGUCUACCUGGUAAAAAUGCCUCUUCAGGAACUGUAGAGGCAAGAGUUAUAAGGAAGGAAAAUGAGUGCCAAGAAAUGGACCAAAUUUCCAAAGUUUUGAAUAAUGAUGAAUUGAAAACUAAACUGUAAUGUUCUAUUAUAUCAUGCUUCCCAGAGUUGGAGAACACACUACAAUUUAAUUGUUUUAAAAUCAAUAGAGGUACUGCACAUAACUUUUUCUUGUCUUUAAGAAUCUCAAAAAUAUAUAUAUAUUUUUUACUUAAGAUGAAAAAAAGUUCACUGAUGGUAUUUCUGAGACAUCGAUGGCAUUAGAAGUUUUCCUCAGAGGGACAUUUAUAACAGCCCUCAAAACAGGAUAUCAGAGCCAAAUUUAUUUUUAUGUUAAAAUGAUAAUUUCUCUUAUACAUACCAUAAGAGUAUAUUUCCCACUUCUCCUUUUCCAAAUGAUUCUAAAAAUUUCCUCCUGUGAAAUUUUUAUUUAAUUUCUAUUUAAUUCCAUUGAAUUUCUGCUUUGAUAUUGGUGUUAUUCAGAGACAGAAAUUUUCAUCUUGCUUACGUAAAUAUUUAAGUAUUAUAUUCAAAUUUAUUACUUCCAAGUUAAAGAAGUCUGUGUGUUUUUAUUUGAUUUAGAAAUUGUUCUUUAACUUUUCCUAUUCAUUUCAGACAUGACUCUUUCAAAAUAGAUUACUCAUCACUUGCUUCCAAUUCAUUCCCCGCUUUAUUACUCAUGCUAUAUAUUUCCUCAUUUUGUUCAGAAUACUGACAAACUUAAUCAGGUUAUUAAAAAUCAUGUAAUAAAGAUUGUUAGAAUUUUUUUUCAGCAAUUCAAACCUAGUGACUAAACUCUCUCUUAAAAACAAGAGUCUGAGCCAAAGGAUAAAAGGGUGAUAUUAGAAAAACAUUAGUCCUUAAAGGCUACUUGUAGUGAAGAUAUUGUCAAAGGAACACUUUCCCAGAUUCAGGAGGCUUUCUUAGAUCAAUGUUUAUGCCACGCACAGUGUCCUAAGUUAAAACACAAGCACUAAUUCCAUAAACCAUCUUAAAGAAUGAAGCUUUUAAGAAGCAGCUUUUUAAAAACUGA
Molecule: messenger RNA, 3344 nt
Organism: Pteropus alecto (black flying fox)
Lineage: Eukaryota; Metazoa; Chordata; Mammalia; Chiroptera; Pteropodidae
Gene: SLCO1A2
Product: solute carrier organic anion transporter family member 1A2
Exons: 16
Coding region: 398-2392 (664 amino acids)
Biological process (GO): bile acid and bile salt transport; sodium-independent organic anion transport; transmembrane transport
Cellular component (GO): membrane
Molecular function (GO): protein binding; bile acid transmembrane transporter activity
Source: RefSeq, a predicted model, not a curated record